This is a messenger RNA of Belonocnema kinseyi, 2391 nucleotides long. RefSeq lists its product as uncharacterized. NCBI's taxonomy places the organism in Eukaryota, Metazoa, Arthropoda, Insecta, Hymenoptera, Cynipidae. The annotation marks the transcript as partial. The transcript has 14 exons. The record is from RefSeq and is a predicted model, not a curated record.
AGUGCUCAGUGUCGUGUGUACUACAAUGAUUUAAAUUUAGUCGGAAGAAUUAAAAUGAAUACGAUUUGUUUCCUCCUCUUGACUUUUUAUGGUGUGUGUACAGUUUUAUCGAAUACAGCCAUACCUUACGAUUUGAGAGAAUGUUAUACAAACAGAACUAUUUGGGGUUCUCAGCUCCCAAUGAAUUUGCGAGUAAUUAUAGACAUUAUCCGAAAAGUCGAAAGACAUUCGUACUCAUCGAUGAAUAUAAUAACAAUUUCUACUUCCUUAUUGCGCAGAUUCAAGUUCGAUGGGGUCGGUUUCGAUGAAAAAGUUAUUCCGAUUAAUGGAAUUUUGCCAUUUAUUGCUGACCAACCACAGAGAGCAAAACAGGAAAUUGUGGAAGAAUUGAUUCCUGGGGAUCCAAAUAGAUUUCCUUCUGAUGUUCUCACAUUAUUAGAACGUUGCACUUUACACCAUGCAAUUUCAAAUACGAUCUGGUAUCAUCAACUUCCAAAUGAAGAUCAUUUUUGCAUGUCUGGUCCUAUCGAGAAACUGAUAGGUAGAACUUCAAUAAAGGGAACGAAAAUUUGCCCGAAAGAAAAUGGAGUGAUUUUAACUCGGUUUGGAACAAUUUCUCUCGGAAAUGUAAUUAGUGCCAUUGCUGCAUCCCUCGAACCACAAAAAGUAGAACUCAACUUGUUAUUUUCGUCGACGAAUCAAAAAUAUUCAGAUUUCCCACCUGGCAGUAAAGCCAAGAAUUCUGUAUAUAAUGAGGAGGAUGUGGAUUUUAUUAUUCCCAAAGAUCAAAUUGCAUUAAAGCGAUCGAUGUGGGUUCAAUCUCUUUCUUCAACCACUACAAAACUCGAUAAUAUUUGGGUUGCGACUCUAGCCAGCGAAUUGGCAGAGCUGGUCGUUUAUCAAGGUCCAAUUGUAGGUUCUGAAAUGUCUAUUGGAGCCACUGGAUUUUGGAAUAGCACAAUGCGUCCGGCUAUAUUUUAUGUUUCAAAUAGACGUGGAUUUUUCGAUGCAACGAGAGCAGAAAUAAUUGGCAGCAUUGAUGGUCUCGUAAUCGCUAAAAAUUUGCCAGAAUGGUUUAAAAACUUCCAAAGUUUUCGUCUGAGCCAAGUUUUAGAAAUGUAUUAUUCCGAUCGAGGAUUUGCCUUCGAUAAAAAUAUAAAAGCUUGCCAUCGAGGAAAGAAUUUUGUUCAUAUUGCACCGGGGACGGAUUUGGAGGAACAGACUCUCGCUGUCUCUAAAAUACUGGCUUUUCGAAACGGAAACGUGUACAUGACAGAUGAAGCUAUUCAACGAAUGGUCAAUUAUGCCACAAAUACUUUCACACAUUAUGCGAAUAAUCACGUUUUUACGGAAUUAAAUUGUCGCAGAGACAAUCCUCAGCCAAGAGUAGAAAUGUUUGUCGCAUUCGACGGAGCCUGGUCCGAAGAUUACACAACUAAUUUUUUAUCAGUUUUAAUAGACGAUGUCGACGUUUCAAUGUUCGGUUCUAAAAUGGGAUUGAUACACGGAUCAACUGGCGAAUGGUUACUUAAUCUUACAAAUAGUCCAGCUUCAAUCCACGAGAAUUUGAAAAACUUACAAAAAAUUGAAUGGCCAGUCAAAUUUAAUUACACGGCAGUGCUUCAAUCUUUUUCUAAAUAUUUGGCAAACGCCUGGAAAGAAAAUGAAGAAAAAUGCAAAAUCGGAAAUAUUGGCCAGGCUCUAGUUUUACUUAUACCUCGAGCUCGACUAAGUGAAAAGGAAGAGGAAUCAGCUUUAAAUUUAAUCAAAGAAAUAAAAUUAAAACACCCUGAAAUUUAUUUCUUGUAUUUUAUCUCGGAAAGGAAUACGGAUCUAUUUAAAAAGUUUUUAAUUUCGGAUGAAGAUCGUUUAAUUCGAAGUUCUUAUAUUGGGGAUAUUUCUAGAAUUCUUCUGGAAGUUCCUGUAAGUUUAAGACCAGUGUACUGCAAAAUUAAUACCGUAGGAGUAAAAACACAAAUGGAAGAUUAUAUUACUCCCCAAGAAUCGAUCACCUACAAAUUACAUUCACAAUGGAGAUCUAAUACGAAGAAAAUUACACUAUCGAUCCAUGGAGUAGGAUACGGAACAAUGGAAAUUUGUACCUGGACAAAGUGGAAAAUCAACGAAGCCCAGAAAGGUUUUUACUGUCAACCCAUGACUGGCUUCGAAGAUAUUAAAUUCCUAGACUUCUCAAAAUGUUCAAAAAAGAAAAAAUGCCCUGAUCUUUAUUAUCAAGUACAAAAAGUGAAAUCCUUAACGAAAUGCGCUGAAAUGGACUGCAAAUCGCCCGACCAAGUGCGAUACAUACUCCGAAUUGAAAACUCGCAUUAUUCUCACUCUCAAAAAAUCCAGCCUCAAUUGAAUCUAUUAGUUUCUACUUUAUUAUUUUAC